CGAUCGCGUUUUCACGCGUUUUCUCCAAAGCCGACGAACGCGAUUGUCGUUGCGGGUCGCGGCGAACGGUCUACUUUUCUCCGGCUUCUCUGCUUUGCAAAAGAAAUUAAUAAAGAUGAGGUUGACGUCGCUGUUUUUUCGUAACGCGAGGCAACCACAGAAUGAGAAGAAGGUACCCUUCAAGGCGAUCAUGCCGUUAAAACUAAGGGACUUUGUGAGUUCGAAGGGAGGUCGGAGAACAUCGGAACACGGAUGUUUGUACGAGAUGACCUUGCUUUUGUCGUGCCUUGAAGAAAAUGAGUUCGAAGACAAGAGAUGUGUCCAGCAAGUAAACGCAUUAAAUAAAUGCUACAAAACUUACACCGAUAACGUGCAGCGUAUGCGCUCCACGCAGGAUCAAGUGGUACCUGUACCCGAAAGUAAGAACCUCACGCACAAGCAGGUCACGUAUCUUCUACGAAGUUAUCCAACAGUAUAGCGUUUUUACAUCUGUAGUACUGCAUACAUUAACAUGUGUUGUAAAAACUAUUUAAUUGUUACCAUACUUAAUAUAAGUGCAUAAAAAAAUGUUUCUGUAAAUA
This is a messenger RNA of Temnothorax curvispinosus, 581 nucleotides long. Its product is annotated as coiled-coil-helix-coiled-coil-helix domain-containing protein 1. Gene Ontology annotation, cellular component: nucleoplasm; mitochondrial ribosome; mitochondrion. The transcript is spliced from 3 exons. NCBI's taxonomy places the organism in Eukaryota, Metazoa, Arthropoda, Insecta, Hymenoptera, Formicidae. Gene Ontology annotation, biological process: mitochondrial translation. The record is from RefSeq and is a predicted model, not a curated record. The coding region runs from base 116 to 478 and encodes 120 amino acids. Gene Ontology annotation, molecular function: RNA binding.